Amborella trichopoda is the source of this 1237-nucleotide messenger RNA. RefSeq names its product Transport protein particle (TRAPP) component. NCBI's taxonomy places the organism in Eukaryota, Viridiplantae, Streptophyta, Magnoliopsida, Amborellales, Amborellaceae. Gene Ontology annotation, biological process: regulation of GTPase activity; endoplasmic reticulum to Golgi vesicle-mediated transport. The record is from RefSeq and is a predicted model, not a curated record. Gene Ontology annotation, cellular component: cis-Golgi network; trans-Golgi network; TRAPP complex.
GUGCUAUCUAUAUGUCUUGCGGCAAUCUUUCGCCGAAACUUUCAUUUUGAAACCACAAAUGUUACCCACCGUAGCCAAGCUACCACAUUUUGCGUCUCUGGAGAAGGAAAAACAAAAUUCCGUGUAAUUUUCUAUUGAGAAGCGGAUCUAAGAUCCCAUUUUCGAGUGAGCAGAAAUGAGCAAAACGUCGAAACUGGAAUUUCUAGGGCAAAAUAUCAACUGGAUCACGCUUUCUUAUUGAAACUGAAAUUCCAGGCUAAGGGCAAGGAUCAACUUUAUCACCCCGCCAAACCUCUGGUUUCUUGUUUCUCUGCCGUGAUUAGUGAUGGGAGGGAAGGAGGUAUCAGAGAGCUGUGUCAACAGCUUGGUUACAGAGAUGGUUUCAUCCUAUUGCAACCGCUUCUAUUCUACUAAGCCAGAGCUCGCAGCUCGAAGAAUUGAAGCCAUUGGAUUCCAAGUUGGUCUCCAACUCUCUGAGAGGUAUACAAUGGAUGGAUCCCGAUUCAUUGAUCAGUUGGAAGCAAUCAAAUUCAUCUGCAAGGAUUUCUGGCAGAGCCUCUUCAAGAAACAAAUUGACAAUUUGAAGACCAAUCAUAGAGGGACUUUUGUCUUGCAAGAUAACCAGUUCAAGUGGCUAACACGCAUGUCUGUUGACCAUACCCUGCCAAAACCACAACCUGACUCUCUGGCAUCGGCUGCAGCGGACAAUAAGACAGCACAGGCAGCUAGCAUGCAUCUCUACUUUCCUUGUGGGAUCAUAAGGGGAGCCCUCACCAAUUUGGGAGUGCCAUGUGCAGUUUCAGCAGAUCUAUCAAAUCUUCCAGCUUGUUCAUUUGUUGUUCGCAUCAAAGCAUGAAGGAAUUUUUAGCGUGGCACAGAACACAAUGUGGUCUGUUGGUCUGGGGGAGGCUUGGGGUGAAUUGUUUCUUAUUGGGGAUAUGUAAUUUGUGUUAAUUGGGUGCCUUUUUUACUUGGAUGGUUUGAGAGAGCAGGUUUGGGAGCAUUUGUGGCUUGCUCGGUUCACAAAGCAGCAAUGAUGAAUGGCAAGUUUGUAUUGUGUAAGCCUUGAACUAUGAAUAAUCUUUUCAGUGCAAGGAAUCCAUGGAACUAGAAAGUAGUGAUUUAUCCAUGAAUUUUCUUGAAUUUUCUUGUCAAGGACACUGAUAAAAAGAUAGGAACAAACAAGAGAUUGGGACCUUAUCUUUUAUAAUCAAUUGUGGAACUUAGGUUGAGCUCA